CUUAGGGUCUUACAGUUUCUGCAGUUUCAACUCUAAAUUGAGCUCCUUCAAGUGAAGUGAAGUUAUAGCACUGUCUAUCUGAAGAAAAGCAGGCAUAGAGGACAAACCUUCAGCACUGAUGUUAGUUGUUUUAUUUAAAAAGAUGAUUUAAACCACAUUACCUGGACCUGCAGCACUAGAAUCCACAUUUUGGGGAAGAUCAGAGCACUGCUCUCUCCAACACAUCACAGACACUUAUGAGACACCAUGGACCAAGACUUAGAGUGUGCUCGAUUUGUGGAUGCCCACUGGGCGACACUUGUCCAGAGAGUAAAAAUGGUGAUGCCGAUAGUGGACGAGCUGCGGUCAGGUGGCAUGCUGGAGUGGGAGCCAUACUGUAAGAUCAGAGCAGCAGAUACUAACCAGGAGAGAAUGAGAGAGCUUUAUGAAGUGCUGCACUCUGGUGGAGACAAGGUUAAAUCUGCCUUUUAUUCUCAACUGGAAACGCAGGAGCCAUGUCUGUUUAGAGCCUUGGGCUUCACUGGAAAUCACACACACUUUGAAAAAACACAAACCCCAGAAAUCAGCUCAGUGAUUCUCAAAUAUAAGAAGCAGAUCUGCAGUGAAUACCAGUAUGUGACCGAGUAUAACUCACUGCCUGGUGAAUAUGUGCUGCUGUCUGAGCGCUACACACAACCUCUGAUCCUUCAGACACAUAGAGAUCAACAAGAGCGACAAGAAGAGCUCUGCUCCAGUGGAGAGAGACUUCAGCAGGUGCUCAACUCCAGGACCAGUCAUGAAUCUUCCUAUUUGAACUCUCUGUUCAACCCCGGUGACCACAGAAUCAGUCCCAGUGCUAUUAUACUGCAAGGAAAUUCAGGGAAUGGGAAAACUUUAACUGUGCAGAAGAUCAUGCUGGACUGGGCAUCUGGUGACCUCUACAAAGAACAGUUUGAUAUUGUGUUCCAUUUAAAGUGUAAAGAAAUAAACUGCAUUUCUGGCAAAAAGAGUUUGGUGGAGAUCUUGAGCAACAGCUGCAGUUUAACAUCAGAUCAGAUCUCACAGAUACUACAGCAUUCACCAGAGAAGGUGCUGUUCAUCAUUGAUGGAUUUGAUGAGCUGAGACUCACAGAGGAUAUUAAUCACAUAUCACCAAACACUGAUCCGAUUCAAAAAGCUCCACCUCAAGUCACUCUUUGUGCCCUGCUGAAGGGUCACAUCCUGCCAGAGUCCUUCCUGCUGGUCACCACCAGAUCUACAGCUACAGACACACUGGGUAAACUGCUCAAAACACCUCAGCGUUUCACUGAGAUUAUGGGCUUCUCUGAGAUUGGGGUGGAGGAGUACUUUCAGAAGUUCUUCCAGAAUGAGGAGCUCUUCAGGAAAGCCUAUGAAUAUGUGAAAGUAAAUGAAACUCUCAUCACUGCCUGCUCCAUCCCUGUCAUCUGCUGGAUCAUCUGCACAACUAUCAAGGAACGAUUUGAAGUUGGUGCAGAUGUAACAAGCGGACUGGAAACCACCACCUCCAUCUACUUUGACUUUGUGUCUACUCUAUUGCAGCAUCACUGCCAGGGUUUGAGUCAGUCUGUCCCGAGCCUGCUGAGGAGUCUGGGUCAGCUGGCAGAGAGAGGGAUGCUGGAACAACAAGUCCUGUUUGAUGAGGAAAGUGUAAAUGAAAUGGUUUCAGACCCUGCUGGCAAUCCAUUCCUGUGCAAGUUCCUUUUUAAGAGAAGAAUCAGCCAGGAGACAAUGUUCAGUUUCAUGCAUCUCAGCUUUCAGGAGUUCUUCACUGCUCUCUACUAUGUCCUUCUGGAUGAAGAAGAGUCCCAGAGGAAAGUGAGUGAGCUAUUAUCCAUUCCUUCCAACGAUUGUUUACCUACUUCAUAUCCUCCACGUUUUGCAGCUGUGGUGCAGUUUGCUUUUGGUCUUUUGAAUAAGGAUGUGAGACGGACACUAAAGAAGAAACAUGGUCUGGUUGUUCAUGCACAGACCCAUCUGAAGAAAUGGAUUUUGGAAGAACUUCGAACUGGUCAUCCACUUGGUGAUAGAACACUGUUUUGGCUUCACUGUCUCUAUGAGCUCCAUGAAGCAGACUUUGUGAAAGAAGCUAUGGAAGCCUGGACUUUGAUCAAUCCAAGUGAUGGAUUACUGAGAAGAAUAGACUGCUGGGCCCUGCUGUACUGCUCUCAGUGCUGUCACAGCAUGAAUGAACUGUAUAUCACUAACUCCGGAUUAACAUGUAAAAUGUUGUCUAUGAUUCUGCCUGCAGUCCGCAAUUUUAAGAAGUUAACGUUUCAUCUUGUAGAUCUAUCAGACUCUUUUCUUGUUGAAUUGAUGUGUGCUCUUGUGAGAGGACGGACCCUGAGCUCACUGAGACUUUCUUCUGACUGCUCCACUAGAGGUUGUUUGAGUUGUUCUGUCCACUCACUUGACCUGUCACUCAGUGAAGAAACAUGCAGUAUCCGCAUAGGAACUUUGUGUGAAGACCCUGUGCCAUCUUUUCUAAAAUUGACUCUCACCUUGCCACGCUCAGAGCUAAUCAGCAUCGACUGGACCAAUAUUCAGAUACUUCACCAAAGGGAUUUAGAUGCAUUAAUGCAUUUUCUCAGUUCUUUCUCUAAACUGAAAAAGUUAAAACUGAAAAUAGGAUGUCUGACAAAGAAGUAUUCUCUUUGGACCCUUCAGAUCAUCCAGAACUUCCCCAGUGUAACAGAACUCUUGGUAGAUGCUGACUUUUUACUGGAGGAGGUAAUCAAGGUGUUACAGGGGUCCUACACAAGACCAGCCUGUAGAUUGGAAGUUCGUGGGUUUAUAUGCAAUAAACAGUCUCAAAAAUGCACAGUCCCUAAAGACUGGCAUCAGAGAUGCAACCAGAACAUGACGAUUCAUCUGGAUUCCCAGGGCUUUUCUAUGAAGAAUGAGCGAACGCCCUUGUUUUGGGACUAAUAGUACAGCUUGAAAAAUAGCAGAAAACUGCAAAAGCAGCAUCUUUACCUAAAGCUGAGGACUGGAAUGAAGACAGCAACCAAAUCUAUCUAAAGUGCAUUUGUAGUAGGUGUUAAAUUGUAAUCACAAUUGUUUCAAAUCAGCUUUACAGAGUUUUAGUAUUGUAUUUAAGUAUCCCUUCUUUUUUUAACUGUAAGAGUUUUUGCAAUGAAGAUGAAGCCUGAGAUGCUUACAUGGCAUUAACAUCUAUACUAUAGUUUUAUGAUAUUGAUGCUUAAUUGUCCACAUUUAACAGUUAAAGCUGAGUGAUAGUAUAGUUUAUUUGUGAAUACAAUAUAAAUAAUCAAGAAAUUAAGAUUUGCUAUUUAGCAUAUAUCAUGACAAUUUGAAUAUUGUAUGUAUCAUUAAAAGAACUGGAUAUAGUAGUUUUAAGUUGGGGUUAUUCAUUCAUGGUGUGAUAUAGAGAAUUAUGAAUCUUUAAGUGAUUGUACAAUUUAUUACAAUUUGGUGUAUAUCUCUGCCAUGACUGUAUAAAUGAUAAGGUUUAAGAUUUUGGUCACUUCAUCCUGGUCAGUUUAACAAAACAGGCAUAAUAUAAAGUACAUAAUACAAAAUCUUUAGUCGCCAAGUGUGCAAGUCAAAGGCAACUUUGGUAAGGAUAUAUGAAGUUGGAUAAUAUAGAAGAAACCCCUUGGGAGAAACCAGGCUACACCAGGGGGCAGUUCUCCUCUGGAUAUGCAUUCAAAAUAUAGUGUAAGUAACUCAGCAGAUAAGUUAAUAUAUGCAGGUGUAAUAGCAUGUGUUCAUUAUUGCACAAAUUGUCAGAGUCGGACACUUUAUUUUACACUGUUGGUGUCUACCAGAGCUGUAUUAGAAUCUGUAAUGUUUUCACAAUAAUGAAAUUUAAAAACUUAUAAAAAUUAAAACUAGUAAAACACAAAAGCAAA
Molecule: messenger RNA, 3872 nt
Organism: Cyprinus carpio (common carp)
Lineage: Eukaryota; Metazoa; Chordata; Actinopteri; Cypriniformes; Cyprinidae
Gene: nlrp3l
Product: NACHT, LRR and PYD domains-containing protein 3-like
Biological process (GO): innate immune response; inflammatory response; regulation of apoptotic process
Cellular component (GO): cytoplasm
Source: RefSeq, a predicted model, not a curated record